This is a messenger RNA of Oncorhynchus mykiss (rainbow trout), 2559 nucleotides long. NCBI's taxonomy places the organism in Eukaryota, Metazoa, Chordata, Actinopteri, Salmoniformes, Salmonidae. The record is from RefSeq and is a predicted model, not a curated record.
CGUGGGUUAAACGCUGACUGCACGCUACCCACUACCCAGUAUCCACCCCCAUCCCGCCCCCUCGCUCUCCCUCUCUCAGCUGUGUGUACGAGUACCUGCCAUGCGUGCGUGUGUGAGUGGGCGCGUGAGUGUGCCAUGCCGUUGGUUGUCCUAUGCGGAUUUCACGGUUGCUGCCCUCCUCGUGUCUUGCAACUUCACCCGAAAAGGAACAGACCACACGUCCCUUCGGAAUUCCACUGCCGUUCCACGCACCGGACUGAAGCACGGCAUUCUGCUUGUCUGUCAUUCGGGAACAGCCUACCGAUAGUAGCUCCCUUACUCGCUGCAUCUCUGUGCUACGGUUCAGUGCUGCUGAUACCGGUGGUUUAGUACUGUUGGGGGAAUACCGACACUGCAGAGAGAGGGAGAGAGCGGAGAGGAGGAUGGUUCCUGGUGUAGGAGGAGGGAGGUGAUCAUGGCAGAGUGGUGCCUCUGACCCCCUCUCUAAAGAGCGGAGACUACCGCCUCAACUACCUCCCUCCUCCUCCCUUUCAUCCCAACCCCCUUACCCCACCCCCUCUAACAUUUACCUUACACCCCUAACGCCCCUCCACCCCCCCCCCCCAACACGAGUCACCAUGACGACCUCAGCGUUGCGUCGCCAGGUGAAGAACAUCGUUCACAACUACUCUGAGGCAGAGAUCAAGGUGCGCGAGGCGACGUCCAACGACCCGUGGGGCCCCUCCUCCUCGCUGAUGUCAGAGAUCGCUGACCUCACCUUUAACGUGGUGGCGUUUGCUGAGGUCAUGGGCAUGGUCUGGAAACGCCUCAACGACCACGGGAAGAACUGGAGACACGUCUACAAGGCCCUGACGCUGCUCGACUACUUGAUCAAGACCGGCUCAGAGAGAGUGGCUCAGCAGUGCCGCGAGAACGCAUUCACCAUACAGACGCUGCGGGACUUCCAGUACAUGGACCGGGAUGGCCGGGACCAGGGGGGCAACGUGAGGGAGAAGGCCCGCCAGCUGGUGUCUCUACUCAGGGACGAGGAACGGCUCAGACUGGAGAGGAGCCAGGCGUUGACCACUAAAGAACGCAUGACGGCUGGAACAGGGGGAGGAGGAGGGACGGGGGGAGGAGGAGGAGGGACGGGGGGGAGGAGGAGGAGGGAUGGGACAUGGACUCACUACGGGGAAGAGUUCAUCCGCUCCCGGGGCUCGCCCUCCUCCUUUAACUCCUCUUCAUCCUCUCCUCGUGAAGCGUCUGAUCUAGAACAGGCCCGCCCCCAGACCAGCGGAGAGGAGGAGCUACAGUUACAGCUGGCCCUGGCCAUGAGCAGAGAGGAGAGUGAGAAGCUGGCCCCACCUCCUCCCAUUGCUAUGGAGACAGAUGACACACAGCUCCAGAUAGCUCUGAGCCUUAGCAAAGAGGAGCACGAGCAGUGUCUCCAUGGAAACUGUGUUGAUGAUGUCACCUUGCCGCCUCUGCAGGACCAGCGGUGUCUCCAAGGAGACGAGUCGUUUUUGCAGAGAGCCCUGGACGAGAACAGAAGGGACAGUCACACAGGGACAGGGGAGUCCGCCAUUUUGAAUCUGGUGGAUAUCUUUGGCCCCUCUGAGGCUCCGCUCCCAGCUGACGACCUCUGGGACGCCCAGCCUGCUGUGACCUCUGACCCCUGGGACUCUGUGGCAGUCCACUCCAACACUCCUGUGAUUGGUAGUCCCUGGAAGACCCGCCCCUCCUCCAGCAGCCCAGCCAAUCCUUGGGCUCCGUCACGCUCUCCCACCUGGGAAGCUCCACCCACAUCAUCAUCCAGCCCUGUCAAUCACGGCUGGGAGAGCCCGCACCCUCUUACAGGGGACGGUACUGAUAGGACGGAUCCCUUCUCUGUCAGGGAGGAGGAGGAGUGUAAAGGAGAAGAGGGACCACCUCAACCUGGCAGUCCUACUGGCCCAGACCUGUUUGGGGAGCGUGUCCUGUCCCCCGAGGUGAACGGGCGAGGGGGGGGCAGUCCGGAGAUGUUUGACCUGUCCCGUCUCGCCCCCCCCCAGGGCUACGCGGCCCCCCGGAUGUGUCGCACCCCAGAAGCCUUCCUGGGACCUACGGGGGCGUCGCUCGUCAACCUGGACGCACUCAUCCCCCCUAAUCCUCCUAGCAGGACCCACAACAACCCCUUCCUCUUAGGUCUGAGUGUUCCCUCUCCCACCAACCCAUUCCACUGUGACCAGCCCCGUCUCACACUCAACCAGAUGCUCCGUCCCUGUUCCACCUCCCCACUCCCCCCUCACACCCUCCCCUACAGCCCUUCUCUCCCCCUCCCUCUCCCACACCACACCCAGCCCUCCCCCGGCCUCCUGGACCUCCCCUCUAACCUGCCCCAUCCCCUCCUCCCCCUCUCCCCCGCCCCAGCCCACCGCGUCCCGCCCCAAUCUCACACACACAGCCACAACCCGUUCCUCUGAGUCCUGAGUCCUGAGGGGAGAUGGAGAGGCAACUGGCUCUACAACAACCCCUUCCUCUCAGGCCUGAGGGAAACUGGCUCUACAACAACCCCUUCCUCUCAGACCUGAGGGGAAACUG